AUGCUUGUCAAAGUUGAAUUAUAUACUAAAUUUUCUCUUUCAGUAAUAAUGGAUAUAGUACAACAUAGAAAUCGAAAAAAUGAAUCACCUGAAAAGCACCAAAAACGUAUCUCCAGUGAGCAAAACAGAAUGCUAAGACAAAUAGCUACAGAAACUGCUGAAGAACGUGAAGCGCGGCUUGCACGUGAUCGAGAAUGA
Molecule: messenger RNA, 198 nt
Organism: Dentiscutata heterogama
Lineage: Eukaryota; Fungi; Glomeromycota; Glomeromycetes; Diversisporales; Gigasporaceae
Source: the annotation of a GenBank genome assembly